Molecule: messenger RNA, 783 nt
Organism: Gymnodraco acuticeps
Lineage: Eukaryota; Metazoa; Chordata; Actinopteri; Perciformes; Bathydraconidae
Exons: 6
Coding region: 1-783 (260 amino acids)
Molecular function (GO): zinc ion binding
Source: RefSeq, a predicted model, not a curated record
AUGGAUAUCACCAGCUACCUCGUCCUUCAUACCUCCUACUACACGGCUAGCCAGAUGAAAGCGUAUAAAAGCCUGGAAGCUUUCAACUACUUCGUGUGUGGAUGGGUGAAUGACCUCGGCACCAAAGAGGCAUUAAACAAAUGUCGCCUUGUUUUUGCCCGGGUUAACCAUUCCCAGAGGUCUGGAGAAACACCAUUAAAAACGUGGAUUGUAGCUAAAGAAGAUGGAGAGGUUGUUACAGCACACUGUAACUGUAUGGCUGGUUUGUCAGAAUCCUGCUCACAUGUUGGAGCAGUUCUGUUUGCAAUCGAAGCAGGUGUGAAGAUGAGAGAGACUGCAUCCUGCACCACUGAGAAGUGCAAGUGGCUAAUGCCAUCACAUGUCAAAAAGAUUCCUGCUGCUCCAGUUGCGAUGAUAGACUUUUCAUCCGCAAAAUCCAAAAAGCAAAAACUGGAUGAUGCCAUUGCUGGAAGGACAGAGUUGCAGAAUGCAUGCCAGGACUUCAGACAGGAAGAGCUGACACAGCCACAGGUCCAGGCAGUAGAGGAGGAGACCAGAAACCAGAGCUUAUCAGCAAUAUGGUUUAGCCAAAGAGCAGGAAGGAUCACAGCCUCAAGACUGAAACAGGUUCUACAGACUAGUCUUGCACAGCCAUCAAAGUCCUUGAUCAAGUCCAUAUGCUACCCAGAGGCAUACAAGUUCUCUACAGCUGCAACAAGUAUGAAGGAGUACAAAGUCUGCACCACCAGGGUUUCAGCUGUAAAGACAGCGGGCUUUGGCUGA